Molecule: messenger RNA, 1652 nt
Organism: Linepithema humile (Argentine ant)
Lineage: Eukaryota; Metazoa; Arthropoda; Insecta; Hymenoptera; Formicidae
Product: glucose-fructose oxidoreductase domain-containing protein 2
Molecular function (GO): nucleotide binding
Source: RefSeq, a predicted model, not a curated record
AGUCAUUGCUGCCAGUUGUCAUAAAUACAUUUGUUGACGCAAUGUAUAUCAUAAGAAUUUCAAAAUGGAAAAAUACAAUUGCUAAACUUACGCAGACAAAACUGAAAAUAUUUUAGUUACCAGGCAUUUUAUUGUCUACUUGAAACGAGCAAAACUACUCGCCUUGUAUUACAGAUUAAAAUUUAGUGUGAAGAAAGAAAAGUGAAAAUACCAAAUAUUUUCAUACAUUCAAGAUGACAUUGCCUGGCAUCGGAGUGUUUGGCACAGGGAGUAUCGUUCGAAUUAUUAUACCCUUUCUGAGAGAAAAGGGCUUCAGAAUUGAGGCUAUAUGGGGUCGCACACUGGCGGAAGUCUCAAAAGUGGCAAGCGAUCUUGAAAUACCCUUUCACACUAGUCGCAUAGAUGAUGUUCUUUUGAGGAAGGAUGUAGAUCUAAUUUUUAUAAUGUGCUCACCGAGCUUACAUUCACAGAUCGCUGUUAAAGCGCUAGGUAUAGGAAAACAUGUUGUGUGCGAUAAACCUGCAGGCUUGAGUCAAAGCGAGGCUUUGAAGAUGGUACGAGCUGCACAAUAUUAUCCCUCGCUAAUUAGCAUAGUUAAUCAUAGUUUAAGGUUUUUACCAGCCUUUGUGCAUAUGAAGAAAGCUUUGGAAGAAGGAUAUUUGGGAGGAUCUGUAACAAUUAUAGAAGUAAGAGUACACAUGGGAAGUUUACUUCAUAAUGGAUACGAUUGGCUAUGUGAUGAUACAAUGGGUGGAGGAAUCUUGGCAUUAGUGGGCAGUCACGUUAUAGAUUUGAUCUUUCAUUUGAUGGGUCAACGUGCUUCACGAGUACAUGCUGUUGUAAGAACGUUUACUCAAACGACCAAAUACAUUAAUGGAAUCAGGCAUGUCACAUCACCAGAUUUCUGUAGCUUUCAAAUGGAACUGAGCGGUGGUACCUUGGUAACAGCUACUUUAAGCAAUCAUUUGCAAGGACAGCUUUCUCAAGAAGUGUUAAUAUGCGGCGGUGGAAAUCAUUUGGUUGUGCGUGAUGGAGACUUAUAUGGAUGUCGCAAUGGACAAGAGGAAGUCCUGUAUCGCGAUACAGAUGAUUUACAAGGGAUAUCGUUACCCCUUGCAGAUUCUAUUCCCAGGCCUUAUGUUAAAGGACUUAGAAAAAUGAUCACAGCAUUAAGGGAAGCUUUUCAAUCUGUGGAAGAUAAGAGAGGUUGGAUUAAAGAGCCGGUUUUCUCUGCAUCUACAUUUGAAGAUGGCCUGUAUGUGCAAGCAGUUAUUGAUGCGCUGCGACAAAGCAAUAAACAACGCGAGUGGGCCAAAGUAAACAUUUUAACGGAAGAACCAGACCCAAAUCCUUUAUUAAGCGCUGCUGUCAGAGCUACAGCUAUCUCGAUAUAAGAAUUUGUUUUAUAAAAACUGACUUUCCUUCUGAAAAGUUCUAUACUACUACACAUUGUAGAGACUGUACAUAAAUAAUGUAAUUCUAAAAAAGAACAUUUAAGACAGCUGCAGUAUCAAAUUUUAUAUCUAUUAUUUAAUUAAUUUAUGACUACACUUAUGUAAUUAUACUCUCAUUCUUAUUAUAAGAAAAUCAGUAUAUAAAAAUUUAUCAUAGUGUAUAUAUAUCUAUAUUUUAUGUAUAAAAGUACUUAUAUU